AUGUUUGUUAAAACAGGAAAAUAUCCAACUGGACCUUACAACAGCCCGAAGCCACAUGACUUUAGACCGCUUGAUGAAGACCUGCCACACAUAGUGACUACAUCUAAAAGGGAUCCCAUUGGCUUAAACUUCAAAUCUCAGCACCUGGACAUGAACUAUAGCUUGGUCUACUCUACAGUAUAUCAGAGACAGUGCUGGAUGAAAUGUUUGCACAUUCUAACAACUGGUUACCUUUCUGUUACAGUUUUUUGUUCCAGACAUGAGCCAGAAUUACAUACGAGGAGCACAUUUAGUCAGAUAAACACCUACAAGCAAGCAGAACCAAGAUGGGAGGCCAACCUUAUUCUACCUAAGCUUUCGUGGCCUCCAAAAUCAGCCUCUUAUACAAGACACAGGCGUAGAAGAGGAAUCUAUAGUGCAUUCAUGGACAGAGUGGAAGAAAAGAUAUCCAGUUCCUGGAAGAAUGGAUGACACUUUCAGAUUCUAAACAUUGUUAUUGCCCAUGCGGCACAAUGUGCAAACUAUUCUAUUCUGGGUCUGAAAUA
Messenger RNA from Osmerus eperlanus (European smelt), 545 nucleotides. RefSeq lists its product as uncharacterized. Bases 1 to 471 code for a protein of 156 amino acids. The transcript is spliced from 4 exons. NCBI's taxonomy places the organism in Eukaryota, Metazoa, Chordata, Actinopteri, Osmeriformes, Osmeridae. The record is from RefSeq and is a predicted model, not a curated record.